Molecule: messenger RNA, 1434 nt
Organism: Fimicolochytrium jonesii
Lineage: Eukaryota; Fungi; Chytridiomycota; Chytridiomycetes; Spizellomycetales; Powellomycetaceae
Product: serine hydroxymethyltransferase
Exons: 3
Coding region: 1-1434 (477 amino acids)
Biological process (GO): folic acid metabolic process; tetrahydrofolate interconversion; L-serine catabolic process
Cellular component (GO): cytoplasm
Molecular function (GO): cobalt ion binding; zinc ion binding; glycine hydroxymethyltransferase activity
Source: RefSeq, a predicted model, not a curated record
AUGCGAGGUUAUGCACCUUCUGAUCUCUCCUCGUAUUUUCCACAGAACUCGGGUUUGAACACCCCUCUUGUUGAGGAGGACAAGGAGAUGUAUGAUCUCAUUCAGAAGGAGAAGUGGAGGCAAUAUUCUUGCCUGGAGCUGAUUGCGUCCGAGAACUUCACUUCGCAAGCCGUGAUGGAAGCGAACGGUUCCGCGUUGACCAACAAGUAUUCUGAGGGUCUGCCCGGUGCCCGUUACUAUGGUGGUAACGAGUUCAUCGAUCAGAUCGAGAACCUUUGUCGCCAGCGUGCUCUCGAGGCCUUCAGCCUGAGUUCCGAGAAGUGGGGUGUGAACGUGCAACCUUACUCCGGAAGUACCGCCAACUUCUCCGUUUUGACUGCUUUGUUGGCACCUCACGACCGUAUCAUGGGACUCGACUUGCCAUCGGGUGGACAUUUGACCCACGGAUAUGCUACCGCCAAGAAGAAGGUAUCAUCUUCUGCCAUCUACUUCGAGUCCUUCCCCUACCAAGUCGACAUGAAGACCGGUGUCCUGGAUUACGACAAUUUGGAGCGCAACGCUCUUCUCUACCGCCCCAAGCUCAUCAUCUGCGGUGCCAGCGCAUAUGCACGGGAUUGGGACUACGCCCGUCUGCGGAAGAUCGCUGACCAAGUCGGCGCCUACUUGAUGGCCGACAUUGCGCACAUCAGUGGUUUGGUCGCGUCCAGCGAAGCCGCCAACCCCUUCGAUUUCUGCGAUGUGGUUACAACAACCACCCACAAGACCCUUCGUGGUCCUCGUGCGGGUCUCAUUUUCUUCCAAAGAGCCCCCAAGGGUGAGAAGAACUCUGACCUGGAGGACAAGGUUAACUUCGCCGUCUUCCCUUCCAACCAGGGAGGACCCCACAACAACACCAUUGCCGCUAUUGCUGUUGCUCUGAAGCAGGUCGCCACCCCAGCGUUCAAACAAUAUGCGAAGCAAGUCAAGGCCAACGCGGUGGCCCUCGCUGAAGCUCUCAAGUCCAAGGGCUACAAGAUCGUCACCGACGGUACUGAGAACCAUCUUGUCCUGUGGGACCUCCGUCCCAACGGUCUGACCGGCUCCAAGAUGGAGAAGAUCUGCGACUACGUCAACAUCACCCUGAACAAGAACGCCGUCCACGGCGACUCCUCCGCACUGGUACCUGGUGGUGUCCGUUUGGGCACGCCUGCCCUGACAUCCAGGGACAUGAAGGAGGACGACUUCCGAAAGAUCGCCGACUUCCUGGACCGUGCGGCCCAGCUCGCGCUUACCAUCCAGAAGUCCACCGGAAAGCUCAUCAAGGACUUCGUCGUCGCGUUGGACGCAAGUGAGGAGGUCAAGACUCUCCGUCACGAGGUCGAGGCGUUCGCAAGAUCCUUCGUUAUGCCCGGCUUCGACCCCACCUCCGUGCCUGAGGACUGCAGGCACCACUAG